UGCUUCAAUUCCAAAACCACUACCAAAAACGUCAUGGACACAUCAGAGCUCGAGCCCUCAAAGCUCGGUACAAAAGAACAUUGGGAUAACAUUUACGAAGAAGAAUUGGAGAACUUCGGUGAAAACGGUGACGAGGGUGAAAUAUGGUUCGGCAAAAAGGCGAUGAAUGAAAUGGUCAAGUGGGCCAAUCAACACGCCCCUGCACGCCCCGAUAUGUCAGUCCUUGAAAUUGGAAGCGGGAACGGUGCACUAUUAUUCGCGCUAGCGGAGGGACGUGGAGAGGCGUGUUAUCCAGCACAUCGACUCCUAGGAAUUGAUUAUAGUGAAGGAGCUGUUCAGCUCGCUCAAUCGGUAGCGCACUCUCGGAAUCUUACGGCCAUUACGUUUAGAGUGUGCGAUUUCCUGCAUGAGGACCCACCGUUGCUCGCAUAUAAUCAGAAAGCUAACCAGAAUGGAGCUUGGGAUCUUAUCCUUGAUAAGGGCACAUACGAUGCCAUCGCGCUGAUGGAGAAGGAUGAGAAUGGAAGGAUCCCAGCAGAAGGUUAUCCGAUGCGUAUCGCGAAGCUCUUGAAUCCAGGCGGGCAUUUUCUAAUUACAUCUUGUAACUUUACCGAAUUCGAGUUACAAUCAAAGUUCAUUACCGAAGAAACCGGCCUGCAGUACCAUUCUCGUAUAGAGCACCCAACUAUUUCAUUCGGCGGGAGCAUCGGGAGUGCAUGUUCUAGUGUGGCAUUUACGAAAUCUGCGUAAUCAAGUAUUGCUAUAUUCUGGGGAUAUGAUCCAUCCCA
Messenger RNA from Suillus subalutaceus, 788 nucleotides. RefSeq names its product S-adenosyl-L-methionine-dependent methyltransferase. Gene Ontology annotation, biological process: peptidyl-lysine dimethylation; peptidyl-lysine monomethylation. The record is from RefSeq and is a predicted model, not a curated record. Lineage: Eukaryota; Fungi; Basidiomycota; Agaricomycetes; Boletales; Suillaceae. The coding region runs from base 34 to 750 and encodes 238 amino acids. Gene Ontology annotation, cellular component: cytoplasm. The transcript is spliced from 5 exons. Gene Ontology annotation, molecular function: protein-lysine N-methyltransferase activity.